This is a messenger RNA of Mercenaria mercenaria, 3780 nucleotides long. RefSeq lists its product as uncharacterized. NCBI's taxonomy places the organism in Eukaryota, Metazoa, Mollusca, Bivalvia, Venerida, Veneridae. The transcript has 7 exons. Bases 319 to 936 code for a protein of 205 amino acids. The record is from RefSeq and is a predicted model, not a curated record.
ACAAGGUCUUAAUGUGGAUGAUCCUGAUGAAACGUUACCAAGUAUUGACCUUCCUAUGGGAUUGAUUCCAUGUGGUACUGGAAAUGGGAUAGCACAUGGAUGUUAUGGUAAUAAAGAUGUUACUACAGCAGCAUUGUCAAUCACAAUAGGCUAUCAGUAUCCGGCGAACAUGAUGAGUGUUCACAGUGGCAACAAGCUGAUUGCUUACAGUACCUUGUUGGCUGGUUAUGGAACAUGGGGUGACUUGAUUUAUGCAGCAGAAUCUAGAAGAAGUCAAGGAGUAUUGAGAUAUCCUGGAAUGAUUUUGCAUUAGUUGCAAUGAUCGAACACAUGCUGAUAAAAGCCUUUCGCAGUGUAAGUUUGACAAUAGAUUCUAGCAGCAAAGAUAUUCCAAUAAAACAAAAUAAUACGGAAGUUGACAAACAAACAAAAGACGAAAUGGACAACACAGGUAUUGCUGCUAAUAUGAAAGAAACUCCAGAUAGCACGACACAACCUGACGCUACAAGUAAUCAAAGUCUUCAUUCAGCAACAAUAAAAGAGAGUGUGAUUGGGGCAAUAAUAUUUAAUCUGACACUUUCGGAAGCAUUUGCUUCCACUGAGGAGCCGGAUUUGUCACAGUCGGCGAUGUAUUUGAACAAGUCAUCUCGACGCAUGAAAUACAUCAGCUUCCUGUUUCAGCUGAUUACACUUAACUUCAAUGCCAUUGAUAGAAGAGAUGAUAUAGCUAUUCUGCCUGGUAAACAAUGGACGUUAAAGUUAGAAGACCCAAGUCAGCCGGAAACAGAAAAUUGGGAACUUGAACACAUCAUGAACAUUGAUGGCGAGAUUUUUAGAUUGCCUAAACCAGAAUACCAAGCAAAAUUGCUGUCUGACAGAAUAAAAUUGUUCAGCAAUAUGCAGUAUGCAACAAAGAGGGAGAUGAAAAAGAAAUGAUGCAUACAUUUGUAUCAAGAAUUUGUGUUCAGAAUCAAACAUUUUAUCGAAACGAUAAAUAUAAUUAAUUCAUGUGUUUAGACACAUUAGCAUUUGGUACUAGCUAAAGUACCAUUAAGAAUAGGUAGAAACGGUAUUUAUGUCUUUUAAUAAAUAUAUAUUUUGAUACUAGUUAAAGUGUUGUAUCAAUUUUCUUAAUCAGUGUAUUUAUAUUGUAUUUGCUAGUCAGAUUCAUUGCGUCUUGUUUAUGUCUCUCAGAGGUUUUUGUCUCCUAGAUAUUUACAAAAAGAUUUACAUCUUUUUACAGAUUUCAUUAAAUAUAACAACAACAAUCUUUAAGUGCCGUGUGGCUGCAGUAAAAAAGUCUCCCCUUCUUGGAUUCAGUGAUGUUAUAUUUUCUGGUCCUUUUGUAACAUGGAGUCCAUUCAAUAGAGGUGUAAUAGAGUUCCGCUUAAGCCGGUGCUAGUGGGGCGUUAGAGGUGUUGCAUACUGUAUUACCUCUCAAUCAAACCGAGUCUACUAUUAUAAUUUUUGGUUGCAUUCUUUGCUUCUAAGAGAUUUUUAACAGAUUUUAUUUACUUCAUUCUUAAAUUUGACUGUUCAGCAAGCCUUAAUGCAUUUUGUACACUUUGACAGAUAUGCUCCAUUCAUCGUAUAUUUUCUACUUAAAGUGAGAUUGUUCGAUAUAUCUUUUACAUUUUUGAGUUUGACAUUUAAAUAUCAUGAUUCAAAUUAGGGAAAAUGUUUGAACCUCUUCCAAAUCUGACUGCUGUUUAUUACGAACAUUUACGUUCGUCACAAUGCUGGUAUUUUGUAUAUACUGAUCUCAACAUUGAUUUAGAAUUUCAUUUAAUAUUGACUUGCGAGAACCUAUUUGCAAAUAGCUUUAUUUAAUCGAAGACAUUCUUACUCUAUAGAGCUUAAACGAUUUUUGUUAUUUGACAUGUAUGUGCCUGUUGUCAAACCAGUUAAAAUUUAUGUUCAUAUUGGCACCUAGCUAAUUAUCAAAAAGAGGGUUAAUAUUCUUUCGCUCUUGGUCGGUCUGUCUGUCCGUCAGCCGGUAAACCAACUGGUUUUCGGUCAUUUACUAGAGCAUGCUUUGUCAAAAUUCAUAUGAUGAUUGUCUACAGCAAGUGAAUGGCUCCUAUUGUUUUAAGGUCAGUAGAUCAAAGGUCACGUUUAAAGUAACCUCGAAACUUAAAAUGGUUUCCGCUUAAUAGGUAAAUAAAGCUUUGACCUACAGUUAUCAAACUCGUAGGAUGAUUGCCUAAUAUGGUAUGUUGAUGAAUCUAUCAUUUUGGGUGUCAGCUUGUCAAGGAUCAAAGUUAGAAUGACUUCUAGACUGAUAACGGUUUCUUUUUAAUAAGAAGUUGAGCCUAUCCGAAGGUCUAUGGUCAAGGCCGCAGUGACCGUAAGCCUGAAAAUGGUUUCCCCUUAGUAACUGAAGUUCUCACUUUACUUGAUUUGUUCCAUCCUUGCAUAAUCUUCUUUCAGUAUUGUUCAAAUGGUUUACAUUGUAGAAAAAAAAAUAUGUUCGCGAAAAUGUUACCAAAAUUGUGAUUUUCUCAUAGCGAUCAUUUCUUUAUUGUUUGCCAAAGCGUAUUGUGAGAUAUUGAAAUAUCUGGUUCAAUCAUAUUCUACAUUGUGGAAAAAAUGAUAUGAACCAGCCAUCUAUCAGUACAUGAGAAUGAUUCCAUUCCCAUUUUUAAACAAGUCAGUGAGAAAAUAAUUUAUCAAUUUAUUCGAUGAAUCAAGCAGACGGUCCGUUCGACAAUUGGGCAAUAGGCUAGACACAACCCGCUCGUUCAUGAGGCUUUUGGGCAGUAGAUCAGAUUGUCAGAUUCAACCCGUUCAUAAGACAAAUUGGGCAAUAGGUCAGAUUGUUAUAUCCAACCCGCUCAUCAGACAAUUUUGGCAAUAGGUCAUAAUGUCAAAUUCAACCCGCUCGUUAGACAAUAUAGGCAAUAGGUCAAACAGUCAGUUAGACAAUUUAACAAUAGGCCAAACUGUCGGAGGCAACCCACUCGGUAGACAAAUUUGGGCAAUAGGUUAAAAUAUCAGAUUCAUCCCCCUCAUUAGACAAUAUAGGCAAUAGGUAAAAAAUGUCAGAUUCAACCUGCUCGUUAGACAAUUUAGCAAUAGGUCAAACUGUCGGAGUAAACCCGCUCGUCAGACAAUUUAACUUUAUGUCAGAUUGUCAGAAUCAACCCCUUAUUAGACAACUGGGGAAUAGCUAAGAAUGUCACGUAUAUUAAACUUUUCAGAAAUAUGUACCACCAAGAAGAGAUAUACAUAUCAAAUAAUUUCCAACUAAACAGCUAUAUGCAUGUGAUCGCUUGACGAAACACCAUCGGGGUAAAAUCUAUGCAUCCACCGACGUCCUUAAUUAUCUAUGACAUUCUUUAGGCCACAAGUCGGGCUUGGGAGAAAAUCUUAAUACAUAGACAAGACCUUUUACAGAAUGAAAAAAUAAGAAUGAUGUCAUCAUUGUAUGACAAGUGUCCCCGAAAAUGCUUGACAAAAUAAUAAAAUCCAAAACUGGUUCAUAACUGUGGCAAGUGAUAAGUCUGACACUAGAAUCCAUACCAAAUGCAAGUGUCUGCUUGAUUGACUUAUGUGUAGUUUCAUUUUAGUUUGAUGGAAAUAGUGGGAAAAGUUGUGUACACUAUGUUCUGAUGUUGUUGUAAUAUUGUGAUAGAGCUAAAUGCUCAGCGACUGUUGUUGAUGCGCUGAUGGGGAAUCAGCAAAAUUGAUGAAUAACUCCAACUCUGUUUUAAAUGUCUUGUAUUGAAAUCAACACAAAUAUAAAUAACAAAUAAAUAACGAGUUCCUUCAACAAUUAAA